AUGAAUGCUUUCAAAUACGUUAUUGAAUUUUUGAAAGUGAAUGAAUGUUCNAUUUGUGUAGACUCGCUGAAAUCUGCAAAAGCUGCAGCGAAGGGAGGUGCUAAUCGAAUUGAAUUAUGCAGUGCACUGAAACUUGGUGGAUUGACACCUACAACAGGUCUAUUGAAAACGAUCAAACGAGACCCUGAGAUCAAAAUCGAUAUAUAUUGCAUGAUCAGACCUCGGGGUGGGGAUUUUAUAUAUGAUGAAUAUGAAAUGGAGACGAUUUUAGAAGAUAUUAAAGUUUUGAACGAGUUUGGUGCCGAUGGCUUUGUUUUUGGUGCGCUGACAAAGUAA
Molecule: messenger RNA, 336 nt
Organism: Anisakis simplex (herring worm)
Lineage: Eukaryota; Metazoa; Nematoda; Chromadorea; Rhabditida; Anisakidae
Source: the annotation of a GenBank genome assembly